Molecule: messenger RNA, 924 nt
Organism: Pocillopora meandrina
Lineage: Eukaryota; Metazoa; Cnidaria; Anthozoa; Scleractinia; Pocilloporidae
Source: the annotation of a GenBank genome assembly
AUGGCGACAACAAAUAUAACGGGACCACAGACAAAAACAUUUGAAAGAUUGAUAUGCUCUCCGGUUUGGGAAGUUGAUUUGAAACAACAUUCCAUUUCAUUCUCAGCAGUCAACAUUCUCCUCUCCAUCACAGCUACUCUUGCGAACUCUCUUAUCCUUGUUGCCCUUCACAAGGAAUCUUCCCUCCAUCUGCCAUCCAAACUCUUGUAUCGUUGUCUGGCAACAUCUGAUCUGUUGGUUGGUGUUGUUAACCAUCCUCUCUAUGCUGCCUAUUGGAUGUCCUUGGCUCACGAACACUGGAGUCUUUGUCGAUACGCGAGGAACGCAGGCUACAUAUCAAGCUUUACAUUGUGUGGAGUUUCUCUGUUUACAACGGCGGCCAUAAGCGUGGACCGACUUCUCGCCAUGUUGUUGGGACUGAGAUACAAAGAGAUUGUAACUUUGAGGCGCACGUAUAUCAUUUUAGCUAUCGUUUGGAUUGGAUGUUUAAUCGCUGGUUCAUUCUCUCAUCUAAAUUAUCGUACAAUCUUUUGGUACACCUUUACAAGUAUAUUAUCUUGCCUGGUAAUCUCAAUCGCCUCGUACACAAAGAUUUUCCGCGCCCUCAGUCAUCAUCAGGCUCAGAUACAAGAUCACGCUCGACAACAGCCGAUGCAACCCAAAGCACUGAACAUGGCGCGAUACAGAAAGGCAGUGUACAGUGCACUGUGGGUGCAGUUAGCAUUAGUUGUCUGUUAUGUACCAAAAUUCACAGUAGAAAUUGUGAUCUUUCUUAGUGCAACGAGAUUUUCGAAUUUUUUCUUAAUCUACGGAAUGGCAAAUGUAUUAGUGUUCUUUAACUCUACUUUAAACCCGUUCCUUUACUGCUGGAAGAUAAGUGAAGUGAGACGAGCCGUAAAACAGACAAUCAGACAAGCAAUCUGC